GGCAGACAAAAAGCGGUCAAAUCUUAACUGUGAGCUUAGUGUUACCUCCGUGCUGUUGGUUCUGUGAUUUCAAAUAAAUUUACCAAUCUGUUCAAUAACGAAGCCUUUAAAUACUAAUAAUGAGUAUCUUAGCUCACAAUGGGUCUGCUGUGAUUGCAAUGUCUGGCAAAGAUUGCGCAGCUAUUGCUUGUGAUCUUCGGUUUGGGGUUAAUUUGCAGACAAUUUCCACUGACUUCACCAAAGUUUAUCCUCUCGGACCUCGGCUGUACGUAGGAUUUCCUGGAUUGGCAACUGAUAAUCAGACAGUAUUUCAGCGUUUACUUUUCCGAAAAAACAUGUAUGAACUACGUGAGAAUAGGACAAUCAAGCCUCAAACUAUAACUACAAUGUUAUCCAACUUGCUUUACGAGCGCAGGUUCGGACCAUACUUUGUCGAGCCAGUAGUCGCUGGUAUUGACCAUACUACGAACAAACCAUACGUUGCCUGCAUGGACUUAAUUGGCUGUGUAUGUGAGGCCAAUGAUUUUGUUGUAAGUGGCACAUGUACAGAACAAAUGUAUGGGAUGUGUGAAACACUUUGGGAGAAUAAUAUGAAUUCGAAAGAGUUAUUUGAGUGCAUUUCACAGUGCAUUUUGAACGCCCUCAAUCGUGACGCUGUAUCUGGUUGGGGUGCCCGAGUUUAUUUAAUAGAAAAAGAUGCAGUCACGAUUUCAGACUUGAAAAUGCGUAUGGACUAGGUUAAUGAAAUAUAAGCUACGUAUUUUGCUUGUUACACUUUUUCUUAUUCACACUAAUUUGUGGCACGGAUUGCUUUACUUCUAGUUUUCUAAAAACAGUGUAAACAAAGUUUUUAAUGUGGAUUUAUAUGUUUAUAUUUUACAUUGUAUGGUUCUAAAUUCGUAUACAAGACAUCAUUGUUGUAGGAACGCGUUUUUAUCAAAACGUGCUAUGAUCUCCUUCCUAUUACUGAGGAAGUUAGAUCUUCAUCGAAUGGUUGUAAUACUUAGUUUACGCCGCAGUUUAGCAUCUAGUCAUCAACUUCUAAUAAAAAAAAUGGCUGCACUUAAUAUUUGUAUCGUUUGACAUGAAGAAUUAAUCUGAAAUAUAAUUGUAUGCUGAUAAUAAUAUCCCAGCAUAUGCAAAGGAAUCGGGUGUGUA
Molecule: messenger RNA, 1158 nt
Organism: Schistosoma spindalis
Lineage: Eukaryota; Metazoa; Platyhelminthes; Trematoda; Strigeidida; Schistosomatidae
Source: the annotation of a GenBank genome assembly